Molecule: messenger RNA, 1986 nt
Organism: Xylaria bambusicola
Lineage: Eukaryota; Fungi; Ascomycota; Sordariomycetes; Xylariales; Xylariaceae
Exons: 2
Coding region: 94-1641 (515 amino acids)
Biological process (GO): transmembrane transport
Cellular component (GO): membrane
Molecular function (GO): transmembrane transporter activity
Source: RefSeq, a predicted model, not a curated record
GCGCCGAAUUGAAACAGCACCCUCUCAAUCCACCCUUCCGCCCACCCCUGGUUAUCUUGGGGGUUGGAAGGAGAUUUUGAGGGCUCUGUGGAUAUGAAGCUGAGAUUGUACCGUAAUUACUCGAUCAAGUUAAUGCUUGCGUGGGAAAUGUGCUGCCGCUUCGGUCCCCCUUCCUCCCCUUUCAAACCGUGCUUGUUCUUGCUGACCCUCAAUCCUUUUAACUCACCAGCUAUGGGAUCUGGUAUUCUGUUCUCAUACCCCCAAUUAGCUACUCUUGCCGGUCUACAAGGUGUCAUUGUGUAUGCCAUCUCUUCGGCCGCGCCGAUCUUGAUUUUCGCCGUCCUUACGCCUAUCAUUCGCCGCAAGUGUCCAGAGGGAUUCGUUCUAACCGAAUGGACGCGCCAGCGAUAUGGCCUCGUCACCGCGCUGUAUCUGAGCGCUUUGACGCUUCUGACGCUGUUCUUGUACAUGGUGGCUGAACUUUCUGCCAUUGGCCAAGUAGUGACGGCACUCACUGGGUUGAAUGGCUUACCUGUAGUCAUCGUGGAGGCUGUUGUUACUACUAUAUAUACAUCCCUUGGAGGAUUCAAGAUUUCUUUCAUAACCGACAACAUCCAGGGCACUAUGAUAGUUGGAUUGAUCAUCAUUGCUGCCAUUACCGUCGGCGUCAAGAUAGAGAUUAAGCCUGAGCUCAUUGAGAGCUCGGGACUGCUGAAGCCAAACCUGGUUGGUUGGCAGCUCAUAUACAUUCUGCCAGUAGCCAUCCUCACGAACUAUUUCUUCCUCGCCAACUUCUGGCUGCGCGCUUUCGCUUCCAAGACGGACAAGGACUUGUGGAUCGGCAUCUCCAUCGCCACUGUCUUCAUCACUAUCGUCCUCACCUUAGUCGGCGUCGCAGGGUUAGUCGCCGCGUGGUCUGGCGCGUGGCCCGGCGACCCACCGCAGGAGGACGGCUCCAUCGCCUUCUUCCUGCUCCUGGAGCAGCUGCCCAACUGGGUCGUCGGCAUCAUCCUCGUCAUGGCCGUGGCGCUCAGCACGGCUGCCUUUGACAGCUUGCAGUCGGCCAUGGUCUCGACGGCGUCCAACGAUCUUUUCCGCAACCGUCUGAAUAUCUGGAUCAUCCGUGGCGCCGUGGUGCUCAUCAUCUUCCCCGUCGCCGUGCUCGCCCUCAAGGCUCCGGGCAUCCUGCAGAUCUACCUCAUCUCGGACCUCCUCGCCGCGGCCACGAUUCCCGUGCUCGUCAUGGGUUUGUCCGAGCGUUUCUACUGGUGGCGCGGCUUCGAGGUCGUCGUGGGCGGCCUCGGUGGGAUCCUCACUGUCUUCAUCUUCGGCGCUAUUUACUACGACAGCGCGCAGAAGGGCGGAGAGCUUAUCCUCUUGCAGCAGGGAUUGUACACGGGUGACUGGGGCGCGUUUGGUGCCUUUGUCGUCGCGCCUGUUGGCGGCAUUAUCUGGGGCUUUAUUGCUCUUGCGGGACGUCUGGGGUACCAGUACGUGCAGGCUAAGAGGCAUGGCUCUCGAUUCGAUGCGUUGGAGCGUCCUGUUUCUUCCGCUGGAGUCUCUGAUGAGCAUGAUGCUAUUAACGCGGCUUAUGUCCAGGAUGAGGUCGUGUCUACUAAGUCUGCGGGCAAGUUCUUCUAGACAAUGCCUUGGCGCUGCUGUAGAUUCGUCUUGGUUCUAGAUGUUGGCGAUACUUGGGAUGUGGAGGAUGGGGCGUGUAAUGUCGCGGCUUGGAGUAACGAGAUGUCAGAAUGGCAAGAGGUGAUGAGUUGAUGAGUUGAUGAGUAUAGAAAGUAAGGAGAGACUUUAGGAGUGAAGGCUAGAGAAGCAGGAGUCGAUAGAUAGAUGACGGAUUUGGAAUGCUGGAGUCAGAUUACUCAUAUCUGCGUAUGAUAAACCUCUUGCUAUUGUGAAUAUCCAUUAUACCCAACCCGAGUACUUUCCGCGGUCUAGAUUUCAAUGUUUUAGGAAGAUAACCUAGACUUU